Messenger RNA from Mesitornis unicolor (brown roatelo), 1404 nucleotides. It is a transcript of the gene ZNF821, whose product is annotated as zinc finger protein 821. The record is from RefSeq and is a predicted model, not a curated record. Lineage: Eukaryota; Metazoa; Chordata; Aves; Mesitornithiformes; Mesitornithidae.
AUGUCCCGUCGGAAACAGACCACUCCUAACAAAGUUCACUGGGAGCGGCUGGAGGAGCAAGCCCGCCAAGCCAUGAUGAAAAGCAACUUUCCCGGAGCCCUCGGGGACCAGAGGCCAUCCCUUCACCCGCUGCAAGAUCCCGACUCCAGCAGCAGUGAGCAAGCCCGCCAAGCCAUGAUGAAAAGCAACUUUCCCGGAGCCCUCGGGGACCAGAGGCCAUCCCUUCACCCGCUGCAAGAUCCCGACUCCAGCAGCAGCGGCAGCGAUGAUGAGGAAACCACCCAGGAUGAAGUUUCUUCUCAUACAUCUGAGGAGGACGGCGCAGUGGUGAAAGUGAAGAAGGAACUGGAGAAUGCGGAGCAGCCUGCAGCUGGAACCCCGCUGGUGAGAGGAAACGAGGCAAGUAGUUUGAGCGCUGACCCUACGCUGGGGCUGUCUCAGUGCCCCCUCUGCCAGCUGGAGUGCGGAGGCCGAGAGCAGCUUAUUGCCCACGUGUACCAGCACACAGCAGCGGUGGUGAGCGCCAAGAGCUACAUGUGUCCCGUAUGCGGGAGAGCCCUCAGCUCACCGGGAUCCCUGGGGCGACAUCUCCUGAUCCACUCGGAGGACCAGCUGUCGAACUGCGCGGUGUGCGGAGCACGCUUCACCAGCCACGCCACGUUCAACAGGUCAGGGUCACCCUGGCUGGCGAGUGGGCUUGGGACCCACAUUAGUGAUGAGAAGCGGCCAGAGGUGCUCAGCGCCGAUCGCCUGCCAGCACCACGGAGCGAGGGCUCCUCCAGCGUCGAGGGGAAGGACAUUUCAGGGUUUCACAGCCCUGUGUACCCCGCAGGCAUCCUCCUGGUGUGCAACAACUGCGCUGCGUACCGCAAGCUGCUGGAGGCGCAGACGCCCGGCAUGCGAAAGUGGGCCCUUCGUCGGCAGAAUGAGCCCUUGGAGGUGCGGCUGCAGCGUCUGGAGCGGGAGCGCACGGCCCAGAAGGGGCGGCGGGGCAACGAAACGCCCGAAGAGCGGGGGAUGCGGGACCGAGAGGCGAAGCGCCUGCAGCGCAUGCAAGAGACAGAUGAGCAGCGGGCACGGCGGCUGCAGAGAGACCGGGAAGCCAUGCGACUGAAGCGCGCAAAUGAGACCCCAGAGAAACGACAGGCCCGGCUCAUCCGGGAGCGUGAGGCCAAGAGGCUCAAGCGGCGCCUGGAGAAAAUGGACAUGAUGCUCCGGGCACAGUUUGGCCAGGACCCGUCUGCCAUGGCCGCUUUGGCAGCUGAAAUGAACUUUUUCCAGCUGCCAGUGAGCAAUGUGGAGCUGGAGAGCCAGCUGCUGGGCAAAAUGACCUUUGAGGAGCAGAGCAACAGCACGCUGCACUGAGCUACAGCCGGGGCUGUGCCAGCUCUGCUGCCCCUGCCA